Penicillium cataractarum is the source of this 777-nucleotide messenger RNA. RefSeq lists its product as uncharacterized. NCBI's taxonomy places the organism in Eukaryota, Fungi, Ascomycota, Eurotiomycetes, Eurotiales, Aspergillaceae. The coding region runs from base 1 to 777 and encodes 258 amino acids. The transcript has 2 exons. The record is from RefSeq and is a predicted model, not a curated record.
AUGGCAAGCCACAGAACUCACACUAGGGUUACUGGCGCCCCGGACUAUGACAAUCCCCACUUUUGGGAUGCCAGAUUCGCGACCGGCCAGGAUGUCGGCGAAUGGCUGAAUUCCGGCGAAGCUUUGAUUGACGCUGUCUUGGCGGACUUGGAGCACCGUUCUAGCUUCGAUGCUCAAACGCCACGCGUCCUGCACCUCGGGCCCGGAGUGUCGAAGCUAGGCCUGAAACUGCGACGUGCUUGUGUCCAGCGCCAGUGGAAAGCGCGCGGUAUUGUGAAUGUGGAUUUUUCCACCGAAGCUGUUCGUCUUGGCCAAGAGGCCGAGAGCCAGGUACCUCGCGACCAGGCCAUGACUUGGUACCGUGCUGACCUGCUCUCAUGGGAUGACGUUUCCGGCGUGACUCAAUUUGCACCGUUUGACGUGAUUUUUGACAAAAGUACGAGCGACGCGAUCGCGACUUUUGACGAUCAAAUCUUUACCGCGACUGAUGACAUGUCGCGUGUAUGUCCGCUGGUUAAAGAUAUUCUCUCUCAACAGUCCUCCACCGCUCUGUCACCGGUGGAUUUGCUUGCUUUGCAUCUCGUCCCAUUGAGCCGGAAGGACACUACGUGGGUUGUUUUGUCAUACUCGAGCUUACGAUUUGACAAACGCCCAAUUCUCGACAAAUAUUGGUCGCUGCGAUCGCGCAUUCCUGUGAAAGCACCUGCUGGGCCAGUGUCUACCUCUGCUUAUACUCCCGAGGUUUUCCAUUGGCUAUAUAUCUUGGACCGAAAGUAA